Molecule: messenger RNA, 933 nt
Organism: Penicillium macrosclerotiorum
Lineage: Eukaryota; Fungi; Ascomycota; Eurotiomycetes; Eurotiales; Aspergillaceae
Exons: 4
Coding region: 1-933 (310 amino acids)
Cellular component (GO): RAVE complex
Source: RefSeq, a predicted model, not a curated record
AUGGCAACUUGGGCAUACCCCCCACUGGGCCCUGACCAGUUGAACCAGGAGGCAGACACUACACUGGCUCGGGAGCUGGAGUGGCUACUACAUUCGCUGCAGGAAUCUCUUACUGCUCUGAAGGAUGGUCUGCAGGAGUGUGCAGCACUUUUAGCUCCCCAGGAACCAGGGUCAACUCUGGUCUUAUCGUCUUUGCGAUCGGAAAAUGUGAAGGGCUUCGUGACCCGUGUCGGAACCAAGGUGGUGAAAGGGGAUAUUCAGCUUCGGCUUCCGUCAUUGCCUCCCCCACGAGGCUCUCCCAGUACCCGCCUUACCUUAUCCCAAACCCCCGGUGCCCCAGAUCUAGUCCUGCAGCAACUCGUCUCGGUCCGAAACCUGGUCAAUCAAAGUCUGGAUAUUGUGGACGUGAGCACAUACACGGGCGACCCUCUCAAUGCGGGAUUUAUAUUCAGCCAGCUGCAUCUCCUGCAUGAAACCAUCAGCGAGGCAAGGCAGAUGCUGAAAGGGGAUGGUGACGUUCGAGGCAAUUGGUGGGAGACGAGUGCGUCUGAUAAUAUCUUUGACCCUCCUCCCCCACCUUAUCUUUCAUUUCACCUCUCUAUCGCAGACUCGGCGCUAAUUCUUCUUGUUCGUACCCUCGAGAGCAAUACUAUUACACAAACGCCGACUGCCUUCGCCUCGGAUAUCUCCUUGACUGGAUUCUCCCUGCGAGAUCGUAUAUUUGGAUCUCGGCAUCGUGCGCACGAUGAGGCGGGCGAUGUAUUCAUGUGGCAUGGAGAAGAAGUUCGGGUCAAGGAGAAGUUUCGAGUAGAAAGCCAAGAUCCCAGUCUCAUGUCAGUUAUGGCAAAAUUGACAGCCCUGGAGCACGAAGUAAUGCGCUGGGUCAACGCCUUACGUGUGCUCAUGGGGAAUGAGGAUACAGAGAGUGAAUAG